Molecule: messenger RNA, 2601 nt
Organism: Choloepus didactylus (southern two-toed sloth)
Lineage: Eukaryota; Metazoa; Chordata; Mammalia; Pilosa; Megalonychidae
Product: piwi-like protein 1
Biological process (GO): regulatory ncRNA-mediated gene silencing
Cellular component (GO): P granule
Molecular function (GO): piRNA binding; protein binding
Source: RefSeq, a predicted model, not a curated record
AUGACAGGGCGUGCCAGAGCACGGAUGAGAGGAAGAGCUCGCGGUCAGGAGCCGGCGCAGCACGUGGGUGCCGCCACAAGUCAGCAACCUGGUUAUGUUCCGCCCAGAACUCAGCAGCCGCCAGCAGAAGGGGAGUUUGUUGGCCGAGGACGGCAGAGAGGAACGCCAGGAGCAAUGGCCAAAUCACAAGAACUCCAGAUAUCUGCUGGAUUUCAGGAGUUAUCCUUGGCUGAGAGAGGAGGUCGUCAUAGAGAUUUUCAUGAUCUUGGUGUAAAUACAAGACAGAACCUAGGUCAUGUUAAAGAAUCAAAAACAGGUUCUUCAGGUAUUAUAGUGAGGUUGAGCACCAACCAUUUGCAACUGACAUCCCGUCCCCAGUGGGCCUUGUAUCAGUAUCACAUUGACUAUAACCCACUGAUGGAAGCCAGAAGACUCCGUUCGGCUCUUCUUUUUCAACACAAAGAUUUAAUUGGAAGGUGUCAUGCUUUUGAUGGAACGAUUUUAUUUUUACCUAAAAGAAUCCAGCACAAGGUUACUGAAGUGUUUAGUCAGACCCGAAAUGGAGAGCAUGUGAGGAUAACAAUCACUUUAACAAAUGAACUUCCACCCACAUCACCAACUUGUUUGCAGUUUUAUAAUAUUAUAUUCAGGAGGCUUCUGAAGAUCAUGAAUUUGCAACAAAUUGGACGGAAUUAUUAUAACCCAAGUGACCAAAUUGAUAUUCCAAAUCACAGGUUGGUGAUUUGGCCCAGCUUCACUACUUCUAUUCUUCAGUAUGAAAACAACAUCAUGCUUUGCACUGAUGUCAGUCAUAAAGUCCUUCGAAGUGAAACUGUUUUGGAUUUCCUGUUCAACUUAUAUCAUCAAACUGAAGAACAUGAAUUUCAAGAACAAGUUUCUAAAGAACUAAUAGGUUUAAUACUUCUUACCAAGUAUAACAAAACAUACAGAGUCGAUGACAUUGACUGGGACCAGAAUCCCAAGAGUACCUUUAAGAAAGUGGAUGGCUCUGAAGUCAGCUUCUUAGAAUACUACAGGAAGCAAUAUAACCAAGAAAUCACAGACUUGAAGCAGCCGGUUCUGAUCAGUCAGCCUAAGAGGAGGCGAGGUCCCGGUGGUACCCUCCAAGGGCCCGCGAUGCUGAUCCCUGAGCUCUUCUACCUGACAGGACUAACUGAUAAGAUGUGUAAUGAUUUUAAUGUGAUGAAAGACUUAGCUGUCCACACUAGACUAACUCCGGAGCAGAGGCAGCGGGAGGUAGGAAGACUCAUCGAAUACAUUCACAAAGAUGAUAACGUUCAGAGGGAGCUCCGAGACUGGGGUUUGAGCUUUGAUUCCAACUUACUGUCCUUCUCAGGAAGAAUUUUGCAAGCAGAAAAGAUUCACCAAGGUGGAAAAACAUAUCUCUGAACUUUCUUCUAAUUUGAUUACAAUCCACAAUUUGCAGAUUGGUCAAAAGAACGAGGUGCACCAUUAAUUAGUGUCAAGCCACUAGAUAACUGGCUAUUGAUCUAUACUCGAAGAAAUUAUGAAGCAGCCAAUUCGUUGAUACAAAAUCUUUUUAAAGUUACACCAGCCAUGGGCAUACAAAUGAAAAAAGCAAUAAUGAUUGAAGUGGAUGAUAGAACUGAAGCCUACUUAAGAGUGUUACAGCAGAAGGUUACAUCUGAUACCCAGAUAGUUGUGUGUCUUUUGUCCAGUAAUCGGAAGGACAAAUAUGAUGCUAUAAAAAAAUACUUGUGCACAGACUGCCCUACUCCGAGUCAGUGUGUGGUAGCCCGCACUUGGGGCAAACAGCAGACGGUCAUGGCCAUCGCCACCAAGAUCGCCCUUCAGAUGAACUGCAAGAUGGAGGGAGAGCUGUGGAGGGUCCACAUGCCUCUGAAGCUGGCGAUGAUAGUGGGUAUUGACUGUUACCACGACAUCACAGUUGGACGGAGGUCAAUCGCAGGAUUUGUUGCGAGCAUCAAUGAAGGGAUGACCCUUUGGUUCUCUUGCUGUGUAUUUCAAGAUAGAGGACAGGAGCUAGUAGAUGGCCUCAAGGUCUGCUUGCAAGCGGCUCUGAGGGCUUGGAAUAGCUGCAAUGAAUACAUGCCCAGUCGGAUCAUUGUGUACCGGGAUGGGGUUGGAGAUGGGCAGCUGAAGACGUUGGUUAACUAUGAAGUACCGCAGUUUUUGGAUUGCCUAAAAUCUGUUGGUAGAGGUUACAACCCAGGACUAACAGUAAUUGUGGUGAAGAAACGAGUGAACGCCAGAUUUUUUGCUCAGUCUGGAGGAAGACUUCAAAAUCCACUUCCUGGAACGGUUAUUGAUGUUGAGGUCACCAGGCCAGAAUGGUAUGAUUUUUUUAUUGUGAGCCAGGCAGUGAGAAGUGGUAGUGUUUCUCCCACACAUUAUAAUGUCAUCUAUGACAGCAGUGGCCUGAAACCUGACCACAUCCAGCGACUAACUUAGAAGCUAUGCCAUGUAUGUUAUAACUGGCCAAGUGUCAUCCGCGUUCCUGCACCUUGCCAGUAUGCCCACAAACUGGCGUUCCUUGUGGGCCAGAGUAUUCACAGAGAACCAAAUCUGUCACUCUCAAAUUGCCUUUACUACCUCUAA